Molecule: messenger RNA, 1479 nt
Organism: Anolis sagrei ordinatus
Lineage: Eukaryota; Metazoa; Chordata; Lepidosauria; Squamata; Anolidae
Source: RefSeq, a predicted model, not a curated record
ACUCGUUCCCGCUGAUUGGCGGGCAGAUCCAAGAUGGCGGCGAACAUGGUGCGGCGGAGCGGAUGGGGCUCGGCGAAAAGGCUUGGGCUGAUGGCCUGCCGGAGAUACAGCGGCGGCGGAGGCAUUGGCGGCGCCUACCCGAACGUCCCCUUGACGGCUCCUCUCCCCGGAUCCCCGAAACCGGUCUUCGCGACCCUAGACGGCCAGGAAGGGUUCGAGACCAAAGUCACCACUUUGGAGAACGGGCUUCGUGUUGCGUCGCAAAACAAGUUUGGACAGUUUUGCACCGUCGGGAUCCUCAUCAAUUCGGGAUCGCGAUAUGAAGCCAAGUACCUUGGUGGGAUUUCCCACUUUCUGGAAAAGCUGGCUUUUUCUUCUACUGCUCAAUUUGGCAGCAAGGAUGAGAUCCUCCUCACUUUGGAGAAACACGGCGGCAUCUGUGACUGUCAGGCCUCCAGGGACACCACCAUGUAUGCGGUUUCGGCCGAAACGCGGGGCCUGGACACUGUGGUCAGUCUGCUGGCCGACGUGGUGCUGCAGCCCAGGCUUUCAGAUGAGGAGAUCGAAAUGAGCCGCAUGGCAGUCCGCUUUGAGCUGGAGGACCUGAACAUGAGGCCCGACCCGGAGCCGCUGCUCACGGAGAUGAUCCACGCGGCGGCUUACCGGGAAAACACGGUGGGCCUGAACAGGUUCUGCCUGCCAGAGAACAUUGACCGAAUGGACCGAAAGGUCCUCCAUUCCUACCUGAGGAACUACUACACGCCGGACAGGAUGGUGCUGGCUGGAGUGGGCAUCGAACACGAGCAGCUAGUGGAAUGCGCCAGGAAGCACCUGCUGGGUGUGGAGCCCGUUUGGGGCGGAGGAAAGGCCCCCGACGUGGACCGCUCCGUGGCACAAUACACAGGAGGCAUCCUCAAGCUGGAGAAGGACAUGUCGGACGUGAGUUUGGGUCCCACCCCGAUCCCGGAGUUGACCCACGUCAUGAUUGGGCUGGAGAGCUGUUCCUUCCUGGAGGAAGACUUCAUCCCCUUCGCGGUCCUGAACAUGAUGAUGGGCGGAGGGGGCUCCUUCUCCGCCGGGGGUCCCGGCAAAGGCAUGUUCACCCGGCUGUACCUCAAUGUGCUGAACCGACAUCACUGGAUGUAUAAUGCAACGUCAUACCAUCACAGCUAUGAGGACACAGGCCUGCUUUGCAUCCAUUCUAGUGCAGAUCCCAGGCAGGUUAGAGAAAUGGUGGAAAUCAUCACCCGGGAAUUCACUCUCAUGGCGGGAACCGUGGGAGAGGUCGAACUGGAACGAGCCAAGACUCAGCUGCAGUCCAUGCUGAUGAUGAACCUGGAGUCGCGGCCAGUGAUCUUCGAGGAUGUCGGGAGGCAGGUCCUGGCCACCGGAGGACGGAAACUGCCCCACGAGCUCUGCCUUCUGAUCGGUGAGGCAAUCCUUUGGGUGAUGAGGCUGCCCUGAGAGCAGGGGCCCUCA